Bradysia coprophila is the source of this 1034-nucleotide messenger RNA. RefSeq lists its product as uncharacterized. The record is from RefSeq and is a predicted model, not a curated record. Lineage: Eukaryota; Metazoa; Arthropoda; Insecta; Diptera; Sciaridae.
AUUCGAGAAGUGGUUGAAUUACAGUCAAAUACUUACGUUCCAAAUUUGUCCAGCUCCACAAAAUGAAGCUAGUGGUAAUUUUUGGUGUAUGCUUGUGUAUGCAGCGAAUCUCUGCAUCCGCUCGAAACGAUGACUGUCCAGAUAAAUUGAAAGCCCUACAAGAAGAAUUGGGCAAGUUCUUUAAGAACUUUGACAAAGAGCACAAAAUUGCCAAAGAUUGGGUAGAUAAAAUACAAAAAAAGUGCCAAACGCUGUCGAACGAUCUGAAUAGACUCACCGCGAAACUCAAUACAUGCAAUGAAGAGGAAGUAGAAUGCCUAGUCGCCGAAUUCUUGGAAUCCUUCUUUAAUAUACAUAUUGACAUUACGGAACAUUUAGCCCCAUCGUUUGAAAGGCAGGUCAAUUUAUUACUGAGUAUGGUCGAUGAUCUUAAGAGUAAAACGAAAUGGAACUGUACGGACGGCAAAGCGUGUACAUGUUCGUGCGAAGCGAAACUAAACGAGAUAAUUUGUGAACUAGAUGCAUCCUUUGACAUAUUGGAAACAGCUGGCGCUGUAGUGCUCGGAUAUGUGGCCCGUUUGUUGGAAUUUUGUAACGAGUUGAAUGAGUUAGCAGAGAAAUUCGACUGUACUUAUCACCCGAUCUGCAAUGAAAGCAAUGAGAGUGGCGAAAAGGAUAGAAGCAGAAGCGAAAAGGAUGAAAGUGACGAAUAUGAUGGAAAAGACAAUAGUCGAGAGAAAAAAGGUAAAAGAGACAAUAGUCGAGAAAAAGAUAAAAGUUGCGAGAAAGGCGUCAGUAACGAAAGUGAUGAAGAGGAUCAAUGUUGUGAAUCUGUUGGAAGUAACUUCGAUUGGUUGGCAGUAGUAAAAGCAUUCGUAAUGAGAUUUGAUCUAGAUGAACCUGCUGGAAUAUUAACCAAUAUCAGUGAGAUUUGCGAUCGCACAGACGAAGGAAUUCACGAUUGGUUACAUAGGCUAAAGUUCUGAAAUUGUUAAUGGUUCGAUCUGUUCAAUAAAUGAAAGGAUAAAAAUUAA